AUGUCUUCAAUCCAGAGACCCCUUCCCCCUUCACUCAGUCCGCCAGAGGUACAAUGCUGUCUCCUCUCAUACCCUGCUCCUUGGAUAUUGCUCGUGACAAUUAACCGCGAAAGACAAAUGAACUCCAUCCCAUGGGCUGGGCAUUGGGAAAUGGACGCCCUUUGGUCAUGGUUCGACGAGGAGCCGAACCUUCGAGUGGCUGUCAUCACGGGCGCUGGAAACAAGUCAUUUUCAGCUGGACAGGACCUUAUUGAGUUGGGGAGUUUGAAAGGUGCUCCAGCUUGGCAGACACGCCAUCCGCCGAGUGGUUUUGCCGGUUUGAGUAGAAGAGGUGGCAAGAAACCCGUCAUCGCCGCGGUGAAUGGAUAUGCUUUUGGCGGUGGGUUUGAAACCACCCUGAAUUGCGACGCUGUAGUUGCCUCCCCCACCGCCCAAUUUGCCCUCACAGAGGUCUCUCGAGGGAUCUUCGCCGGUGCCGGCGGCCUCGCACGACUGAUCCGCACCUGUGGCCUACAAGUCGCCAGUGAAAUCGCAUUGUCAGGCAGACGAGUGUCCGCGCAGGAAGCCUUGCGGAUCGGAUUGGUCAACAAAAUAUCAGUCAGCGUGGAAACGGUGGUUGACGAAGCCAUUGAACUCGCCCGCACCAUCACGAGAAAUUCACCAGAUGCAAUAAUAGUUAGCCGGAAGGCUUUAAGACAAUCGUGGGAGUCAGGAAGUGUGGAGCGGUCAGUGCAAUUGAUUGCGGAUGACUACACCAGCAAGUUGCUCGGUGGAGAAAAUGCGCGAGAAGGUUUACAGGCGUUUGCAGAGAAAAGGGAGCCGGAGUGGAAGCCUUCAAAGUUGUGA
Cladophialophora psammophila CBS 110553 is the source of this 846-nucleotide messenger RNA. RefSeq lists its product as uncharacterized. Gene Ontology annotation, molecular function: enoyl-CoA hydratase activity. Gene Ontology annotation, cellular component: mitochondrion. Bases 1 to 846 code for a protein of 281 amino acids. Lineage: Eukaryota; Fungi; Ascomycota; Eurotiomycetes; Chaetothyriales; Herpotrichiellaceae. The transcript is spliced from 2 exons. The record is from RefSeq and is a predicted model, not a curated record. Gene Ontology annotation, biological process: fatty acid beta-oxidation.